ACAGACUUCAUUGAGAAACAAAUCACCGCAACAUUUUUUUCUGAACGAUCCAGAUAUUGACCAAUGACCUAGUGACUUGUAUCUCAGUAGGAGGGCCUUAAUUCUGAAGUGAGGAAGACGGAGGCGGAGUUUCUUCCUUUCCCGAGUUGGCACGCUCGGGGUGCAACCAAGGACGAUAAAGUUACAGUCCACCGUAUUUGAAUUGUGACCAUGGCCCCCAGCACCCAGCUCAACGAGGCGGUGUCCGACGUGCGGAAGGGUAUCCGGGCCAUUCUGCUCGGGCCUCCGGGCGCUGGCAAAGGCACGCAGGCCCCACGUUUGGCAGAGAAGUACUGCGUGUGUCACUUGGCCACAGGGGACAUGCUGCGUGCCAUGGUGGCGUCCGGCUCUGAGCUCGGACAGCGCCUGAAGCAGACAAUGGACUCUGGGAAGCUGGUCAGUGAUGCCAUGGUUGUGGAGCUCAUUGAGAAGAACCUGGAUACGCCCCCCUGUAAGAACGGCUUUCUGUUGGACGGCUUCCCUCGCACGGUCAAACAGGCUGAGAUGCUGGACGAGCUGUUGGACAAGCGCUCAGAGAAGCUGGAUUCGGUCAUUGAGUUCUCUGUAGAUGACAAGCUGCUGGUUCGCCGUGUCUGUGGCAGGCUGAUCCAUCAACCCAGUGGCCGCUCCUAUCACGAGGAGUUCAACCCACCCAAAGAGCCCAUGAAGGAUGAUUUGACGGGCGAGCCCCUGUCCCGCCGUAGUGAUGAUAACGAGACAACGCUGCGUUCCCGACUGGAGGCAUACCACCGCCAGACGGCGCCACUGGUCCACUACUACAGUGCCCUCGGCCUCCACCGGGCCAUCAACGCCGAACAGUCGCCUGACCUGGUGUUCGCCUCCAUCCUCGCCGCCUUCUCCGUCACCUCUCCCUGUAAAGACCACGUGAUCUUCAUCUGACACUGACUGUCUGUUUGUCUGUCUGCAUGGCUCUGUCUGUCCACCUGGUUCCUUCCAUCUAAUGUGCAUGCCCAGCGGGUUUACUUGUGAGGUCUCACUCUUGUCUGUCUGUCUGUCUAUCUGUGUUCUAUGUCCCCCUCAACCAUCUUGUCCUGUUCCACUUGUUUUCUUAAAUGCCUCCACCCGAUGCCCUCCUUCCUACCCUGCACCCACCCUCUGUGUUUGGUCCAGGUUUAUCCGCCUGGUUGUUGCUCUUACUCACUGACAGAUUGGCUGUAUGUAUGUUAUGCUUAAUGUGAACGACUUGCCCAAGAAUAGAGUUCAAUAUAAUGUGCUUGAGUUGCAGGUUUUUUGCUGUGCAAAUAAUAGGUUUUUAUUUAUAUAAGCCAGUUAUUUCAAAAUGUGUUUCCAUGUAAUGCACUUGUUUCAAUGUUGAGGGUCAGAUAUACAAAUUAGGCAGCUCUGUUAAAUGAAGUGCUAGGCCAUAUCUUCCCCUCCUGGAUUUUAGGCUCUUACAGCUCUGGUUUAAUUUGGAUUGAGGGUUCUUAGGAGCUAGCAUUAUGCUGAAGUUUUGUUUUUGUAAAUGUAGUUGUCUUAAUAUUGUGGAUGUAAGAGCAUGUGGUCUAAAUGCAAGCACACUGGUAGACCGUGGUAAUCAGUAUUAGAUGUGCCCAUUUGGGGACUGACGUUAGUGCUCAGUUUGUUCAUGUUCUGUUCAGGCCUGUGUUUUAAGCGCUUAAUACAGGGGUUGUCUCUGAA
Messenger RNA from Clupea harengus (Atlantic herring), 1698 nucleotides. RefSeq names its product adenylate kinase 2 (gene ak2). Gene Ontology annotation, molecular function: AMP kinase activity; ATP binding. NCBI's taxonomy places the organism in Eukaryota, Metazoa, Chordata, Actinopteri, Clupeiformes, Clupeidae. Gene Ontology annotation, biological process: ADP biosynthetic process. The record is from RefSeq and is a predicted model, not a curated record.